AUGGCGCCAGUGUCAGCUCUUGCAAAGUACAAACUUGUGUUCUUGGGUGAUCAGUCUGUGGGAAAAACCAGCAUCAUCACUCGUUUCAUGUACGACAAAUUUGACAACACUUAUCAGGCCACGAUUGGUAUUGAUUUUUUAUCAAAAACUAUGUACCUUGAAGAUCGAACUGUUCGGCUGCAGCUGUGGGAUACUGCCGGACAGGAAAGAUUUAGAAGUCUUAUUCCAAGCUACAUUAGGGACUCAUCAGUUGCUGUCAUUGCUUAUGAUGUUGCAAGUCGUCAAACUUUCCUAAACACAUCAAAGUGGAUUGAAGAGGUGCGCAGUGAGAGAGGCAGUGAUGUUAUUAUUGUACUUGUUGGGAACAAAACUGACCUUGUGGAUAAGAGGCAAGUCUCUACAGAGGAAGGGGAAGCUAAGUCUCGUGAACUAAACGUCAUGUUUAUUGAAGCUAGUGCCAAAGCUGGCUUUAAUAUAAAGGCGCUCUUUCGAAAAAUUGCUGCUGCAUUACCUGGAAUGGAAACACUAUCUUCCACAAAACAAGAAGACAUGGUUGACGUGAACCUAAGAUCUUCUGCUGGCCAUGACUCUCAACCUGAUGGAGGAGGAUGUGCUUGCUGA
This is a messenger RNA of Sphenostylis stenocarpa, 621 nucleotides long. Lineage: Eukaryota; Viridiplantae; Streptophyta; Magnoliopsida; Fabales; Fabaceae. The record is from the annotation of a GenBank genome assembly.